Trachemys scripta elegans is the source of this 1514-nucleotide messenger RNA. Its product is annotated as C-type lectin domain family 2 member L-like. The transcript has 5 exons. The coding region runs from base 92 to 913 and encodes 273 amino acids. NCBI's taxonomy places the organism in Eukaryota, Metazoa, Chordata, Testudines, Emydidae. The record is from RefSeq and is a predicted model, not a curated record.
CCUGCGAGCGCCCUGGCACGCAAGUGAAAGUGAAAGGGGGAACCGGAUCAUUGAGGAAGCGCGACCACUCCUAGGCCGCUUCCCAGCUAGGAUGGAGCCUGCAGGGGCCCAGAGGGAAGGAGAAGGAGGGAUUCAUGCUCGGUCUACGUCAGGAGCAGCUGGAUACCAGCCCGGGGAACAAGAGGAGAGAGAGCCGCUAACAAGCACAACACCCCCGGGAACCCCGGAAGAUCGCAGCUCGCCCUGCACUCAGUGGGCACCCGGCACCGGCAGUGAGCCCCAGGUUCGCAGCGGGUCGAGAGAUCGGAGUCUUGGGGGUGAUUCUGAAACUGGGAGCCCUUCGUUACCGCCUAAUGCAACUUUCUGGAUACGGAAACUGUCGGGAUGCGGGGAGCUGUUCAGUCGGAUGAAGGAAGCUGUGUCCGGUCUUUUAUCAUGCCAGAAUCGCAUCGCUGGAACUGUUUCUGUUGCUGUUUUGAUUUUGGUAUUGGUCCUGGUAAUUCUCCUGAUUGCAUGGCAUCUCUUCAAUAAAGAACCUCCCAUCUCCCUGCCCUCUGAACCAUGCCCUGAGGACUGGCUGUACUUCAAAAGGAAAUGUUAUUAUCUCUCAGAGGAGGAGAAGGACUGGGACUCCAGUCAGAGCUUCUGUUCCCUUUAUGAAGCUUCACUAGCUGUGAUUGAAAACCACCAAGAAAUGCAUUUCCUCACUAAGCGUAUGCACAUGCAAGACUCUUGGAUUGGACUGCGCAAGCGAGAAGAAGGCUUCUACUGGGUCAAUGGCAUUCCUCUUACAACAGACCUGUUUCACAUACAGGAUCAUGAAGAAUGUGCCUACACAGAUUCAUCUAGUAUCUCUACAUCAGCAUGUUCUUUACCCAGGCACUGGAUUUGCAGCCGCCAUCCCUCCAAGUGAACAGUUCAAGUGGAUCUUUAACAACCAAAAAUGGGCCAGAGUUUUACCAUCACUUCAAAAAGAUGGCACGUCUAGCCCCACAGCACCAGGGUGAAAGUAACAUAAAACUCUUACUGGUAUGGGGGCCCGGCUCCAGGCCCCCGGAAGGGGCAUGGACUCAGGCAGAAGGGGCGGGGCUGGGGCUCAGCCUCCCCCAGCCAGCCUUUCCAUGCUGCCUGGCCUGUGCCGCCCAGGACUCCAGCGGCGGCUUAAAGGGCCCGGGGCUCUGGCCGCUGCUGGCCUUGAGUCAUCUGCCCCUUUUGCCCCCCUCUUGGCGGCCCUAGGGGGGGCAAAAGGGGCAGUGACGUUACAGCAAGAAGUUUUGUAUCAUCUGCCAAUUUUGCCACCUCAAACUUGUUUUUGGGCUGUCAAGUGAUUAAGGGCAGUCAAAGGUUUCCUAGCCAUACGAAGCCAGGAGCUGGGUGUGCUGUUUAUACACUGUGAAGGACAUAAAUCCACAUCGUGAAGAGGUCAAGCAUAGGAGUUUAUUACACACAGCGCUGGCGGAGUGUCACCUGGCUUAUUAGGCUCAGAGACACUAUCAAUCAAUUGAUUACAAUAG